AUGUCUUUCUUCGGAAUGGGCCGCCCGCAGCCCUCGUCCGCGGAGCGCAUCGCCGCCGCUGAAGCCGAGAUCGAGCUUGUCAGUGACAUGUUCAACCGGUUAUCAUCGUCGUGCAUGAAGAAAUGCGUCCCCGCCGACUACCGCGAGGCGGACCUCAACAAGGGCGAGAGCGUGUGUCUGGACCGCUGCGUCGCAAAGUUUUUUGAGGUCAAUAUGAAGGUGUCGGAGAAGAUGCAGAGUGAGGCCGCUGGACGGGGGGGCAUGGGUGGUGGGUUUGGCAUGUAA
This is a messenger RNA of Cyphellophora europaea CBS 101466, 285 nucleotides long. RefSeq names its product mitochondrial import inner membrane translocase subunit tim10. Bases 1 to 285 code for a protein of 94 amino acids. The transcript has 2 exons. Gene Ontology annotation, biological process: protein insertion into mitochondrial inner membrane. Gene Ontology annotation, cellular component: mitochondrial inner membrane. The record is from RefSeq and is a predicted model, not a curated record. NCBI's taxonomy places the organism in Eukaryota, Fungi, Ascomycota, Eurotiomycetes, Chaetothyriales, Cyphellophoraceae.